Molecule: messenger RNA, 2421 nt
Organism: Rhagoletis pomonella (apple maggot)
Lineage: Eukaryota; Metazoa; Arthropoda; Insecta; Diptera; Tephritidae
Product: SEC14-like protein 2
Exons: 8
Coding region: 1107-2342 (411 amino acids)
Cellular component (GO): cytoplasm
Source: RefSeq, a predicted model, not a curated record
AACAAUCAAGAGACAAGAGACAAGUUCAGUUGAAACUUUAACAUACAUACUUGACGGUGGCGACGGCUUUUAGCAUAGACUUUUUAUAUGAAUGCAAUAGUGAGUUCCGCAUUAGUUUCUAAAGAAACGUGUAGCUAAACAAUUCAAACGAGUUCUUGAGGCGCAGCUUAAAAGUACAGAAUACCAUUUUGGUUAAGUUUGGGUACUACAGUGUCGAGACGAGUGGAAUUGCGGUGAAAAAAGUGGAAUAAAAAAAAGCGAAAGCCAAAAAGCAAGUCAACUACAUAACUUGAAGCAGUUGCAGAGGAAUUCUUGUGUGUAGACGACGGCUGGCGUGUUGAUUUUGUUUUCAAUGACAGCACAACAGUGAAACGAAAUUACACAAAAUUCCUCUACGCUUCCAUGGCAUAAUAAACUUAAAAGUGUUUAUUUACAGAAAGUGAGAGAAAAUUGCUUUGUACAUAAGUAUAGUUGCGCAUUUUGAAGAAAAUAAAAAACGUAUCUUCUCUCAGAAAAAAAAACCUAAUACAUAUUUUAUUUGCAAUUCUUUCUAUGUGACAAAGUGAAAUCAUUAUUUUGCAAUUCAACGCAAAAGCUGAAAGUCAAACAAAGCAAACAAUUAAGGCGAAUUUAAUGUGUGGCAAAGCAGAAAAUCAGAGCAAAGCAUAAAUGUAGAUAAAAACACAAAGGAGAUAUGCCCACAUGUACAACAUAUGUAUUGAUUUCAGAAAACAAAAACAAUUAAAAAGUUUUUAAUAACCAAAACAAAAGCGAAAAAAUCGAUUACCACCGUGAAAGUGAAAAACACAUCGAGAAACGGCAAAACAUAUAGAAGCCUAAUCGAGCACGUUUAACAAUUUAAUUUUUUAUGCUCCAAUAGCCAAGUGUGCACGCACUUGAAGUACUUACAUAGGCAUACUUAUGUACUUAUUUAUGCAUACAUAUGUACAUACAUAGCCACAUUAAAAAUAUUCUACACGCGAUUUACAAACCAAAAGCGCAAGUACCUUAGAGCAUACUCGUAUAUACUCGUCCGUAUGUACAUAUAAGGAAUCAACUAUAUCGACUAUUUUGCACAUAAACGCCAUAUACGCUUGACUAUCAAAAUGUCCAGCAUACCAAAUAUCACAGAUGCACAGGAAACUGCCUUGAAGCAGUUUCGCAAAAGCGUUUCCGAUGUUCUCAACGAUACACAUGAUGAUUACUUUCUUCUACGUUGGCUGCGUGCACGCAAAUGGAAUCCAGAGGCGGCCGAGCAUAUGUUACGAGCGAGUUUGAAGACACGAGCCACGUGGAAUGUGGACAACUUGGAGAAAUGGGAUGCGCCACGUGCUCUCAGGGAAUAUAUGCCGUAUGGAUUGAUUGGUUACGAUAACGAGGGAUCGCCAAUUAUUGUUUGUCCAUUCUACAAAUUCGAUAUUUGGGGUAUGCUACACUGUGUCACACGUUUCGACUUCCAACGUUACUUGGUCUUACUAUUGGAACGUUUUAUGCAAGCUGGAUAUGAACAAAGCAAAACAUAUGGACCACAAGCUCGACAAUUGGUAGUCUUUUUCGAUAUGGCUGAUUCCAAUUUGAAGCAAUAUGCAUGGCGGCCAGCGGCCGAGUGUGUUCUAUCAACGGUCAAAGAGUACGAGAGCAAUUAUCCUGAGUUGCUGAAAAUGUGCUAUAUUGUCAAUGCACCCAAACUCUUCUCGGUUGCUUUCAACUUUGUGAAAAAGUUCCUGGACGAAUACACAAUGAGCAAAAUCAAAAUCUAUAAAAAUGGCUGCGAUAAAUGGAAGGAGCCCUUAUUCUCCCAUGUGAAUCCUGAUAUAUUUCCAAAAUGUUUUGGUGGAAAUUAUGUCGACGAGAAUGGAGAUCCAGAAUGCAAAUCGAAGAUCAUUUGGGCUGGUAAAAUUCCUCAAGAUAUGUUUGUAGAACACGGCAGUGGCAGUGACGACAACGAUAAAGACUAUAACGAGGCGACAAUAAGUAAGGGUAACAAGCUCAAGCUGGACUUUCAUGUGACCGAAACGAAACAAGAAAACCUAAUGCUAUCGUGGGACUUUCGCACAUUCGACUAUGACAUCAAAUUCGGUAUAUACAGCAUUGACAAGACGACUGGUGAAAAACGCAGCGAAGUGGCGCUUGGUACCGUCUAUUCCAAUGAAAUGGACGAGGUGGGCUUCAUCUCCACAAGAGCCAAUACGACAUAUACGGUGGUUUUCGACAACUCACACAGCUAUUUGCGCAGCAAACGUUUACGUUAUUGUGUGAAUCUAAUCUCUGAAAUUGAUGAUAUUACAGAGCUCUCGGCGCAAGUACAACAUACUGAUUUAGUAGAAAAAAAUGGCGAUUAAGGCGUUUUACUUACUUAAAAGGGCGAACAAUAUGAUCAAAGGAUCGAUGUGAAUGUGAUAAGCAGAAGUUAAUGAAUGC